AUGGCUUUGGAAGACGAGAAGAUCACCGCCCAAAAUGUGGAGCAUGUAUCCGAUACUUCCGCCAUCGCCUUUGAGGAAGGGCAAGAGAAAGGCCUGAGCGAUGCUCAUAUCUGUACCGAAGAGGACAACAAGCGCAUCCUUCGCAAGACCGACAUUUGGAUGCUUUCCCUUCUCUGCAUGGUAUAUUUCCUACAAUCGGCCGACAAGGGAAUUAUCGGAUUGACAGCCGUGUACGGACUGCGAACGGACGCCCACCUUGUGGGCAACGACUAUGCGAAUCUCGGCAACAUCGGUUACUAUGCGCAACUUGCCGUUCAGCCCCUGGCUGCAUGGGCUCUUGUCAAGCUUCGAUAUCGUCAUGUCCUUCCCGUCAUCAUCACUUGCUGGGGUAUCUCGGUUGCGGGUGGCCUUGCUGGUUCAACCAACUAUGCUGGGCUGAUGGCGUCGCGCUUCUUCCUUGGUGCCUUUGAAGCCGCCGUCAUUCCAUUGUUUUCCAUGAUCACCAUUGCCUUCUAUAGGCGUUCCGAGCAGCCGUUCCGCGUUGCAUGCUGGUACAGCUGCUACGGUCUCAGCACACUCCUCAGUUCGCCCAUUGUUUACGGAUUCGGUCGCGUCCACUCAAAAUCGCUUCACCGGUAUCAGGUCGUGUAUCUGUUUUUCGGACUUUUGACAAUCGCUAUUGGUCUUUGCACGUACUGGUGGGCUCAUGAUAGCCCCGGAGAGGCUCGCUACCUAUCACCAGAGGAUCGUCUGAAGGCUGUCGACCGAUUGAAGGCGAAUCAACAGGGUAUUGUCUCCCAUACCUUUAGCUGGAAGCAUGUUGGAGAAGCGUUCUCAGAACCAAAGUACUGGCUGUACAUGACUAUGGUCAUCGCUGUCAAUGCUGGCGCUUCCGUCUCUUCUGUCUUUGGUUCUAUCAUCCUUCAGAAUUUGGCCGGAUUCACUCCUGACGAAGCUGUCCUGCUCAACAUGCCCUUCGGUGCUCUCCAAUUUGUGUCUAUCCUUGGUGCGUCUUAUUUGGCUUACCGGUUCAAACGCAAGUCGCCAUUCUUACUCGGUCUCGUUACUAUCGUCAUUAUUGGUGUAGCCUUGAUGGUCGCCCUUCCUAAGACCAAGGAAAAUAAAGGUGGUCUUCUUGUUGGCUACUACCUAAUUGCUUUCGUCUUCGCGAUCAAUCCUCUGCUCAUCUCUUGGAUGGGCUCCAAUUGCGCUGGACAAACUAAGAAGGCCAUCUACUACACCUCAUUCAAUGCUGGUAAUUCCGUCGGCAACAUCAUCACCCCAUACAUCUUCGACAAGAAGUUUGCCCCACAAUACGUGAAUGCUCUCAAAGGUAUCUUGUCGAUCUGGUGCAUCCUUUUUGCGGUGGUAAUCGCUCAAGUCAUCGUUAUCACGAUAAUGCAGAAGAAGAAGUGCGAUCAGCGUGAAGCAGCUGGUCUCCCAAGGAACCCUAUCGAUUACUCGAUGAGCGGUGAAUACCACGAGGCUGGCGAGGACGUUCACGCCGAGAAUGGUCUGCAGGACAUGACUGAUAAGGAGAAUAUCUACUUCCAGUACCUGCUGUAG
Pyrenophora tritici-repentis Pt-1C-BFP is the source of this 1566-nucleotide messenger RNA. RefSeq names its product AraJ, Arabinose efflux permease. Gene Ontology annotation, molecular function: transmembrane transporter activity. Lineage: Eukaryota; Fungi; Ascomycota; Dothideomycetes; Pleosporales; Pleosporaceae. The record is from RefSeq and is a predicted model, not a curated record. Gene Ontology annotation, cellular component: membrane. Gene Ontology annotation, biological process: transmembrane transport.